CUUCUGCGGUCCCCAUGAUGCAUCAGGUGAGUCGCACCCCGAGCAGUAUCACUUUGUCCUGGCCGCAGCCUGAUCAGCCAAACGGAAUCAUCUUGGACUAUCAGCUGCGCUAUUUUGACAAGUCAGAAGAUGAAGACACUUCAUUCACCUUAACCAGUGAGACUAAUAUGGCCACUAUCUCCAGUCUAAGCCCAGGGAAGAUAUAUGCUUUCCAAGUACGAGCCCGGACAUCAGUGGGUUAUGGGCCAUAUAGUGGAAAGAUGUAUUUCCAGACCCUUGUAGGAGGUGAGCGCUCUGAGAUGGUUCAGGACCGACUGCCACUUAUUGUAGGCUCAGCGCUGGGUGGACUGGCCUUCAUGGUUAUCGCUGCCAUUGCCAUCCUGGCCAUUGUCUUUAAAAGUAAGAGACGAGAAACUCCAUACACAGAUCGCCUGCAACAGUACAUAAGCACUCGGGGCCUUGGGGUCAAAUAUUACAUUGACCCUUCUACCUAUGAAGACCCCAAUGAAGCUAUUCGGGAAUUUGCCAAGGAAAUUGAUGUAUCUUUUGUCAAGAUAGAGGAAGUCAUUGGAUCAGGAGAAUUUGGAGAGGUGUGCUUUGGCCGCCUGAAACCUCCAGGGAAGCGUGAAUAUACAGUGGCUAUUAAGACCUUGAAGGCAGGCUACACUGAUGAGCAGCGGCGGGAGUUCCUAAGCGAGGCCAGCAUUAUGGGACAAUUUGAGCAUCCAAAUGUCAUCCGCCUGGAAGGUGUGGUCACCAAGAGCCGCCCCGUCAUGAUUGUCACCGAGUUCAUGGAGAAUGGUUCUCUGGAUUCCUUCCUCCGGCAAAAGGAAGGUCAGUUCAGUAUGUUGCAGCUAGUUGGCAUGCUGCGGGGCAUAGCAGCUGGCAUGCGUUACCUCUCAGAUAUGAAUUAUGUUCACCGGGAUUUGGCUGCCCGCAAUAUUCUGGUCAACAGCAACUUGGUUUGCAAGGUGUCGGAUUUUGGCUUGUCAAGAUUCUUAGAAGAUGAUGCUUCAAACCCAACUUAUACUGGAGCCUUGGGUGGCAAGAUCCCCAUUCGUUGGACAGCUCCAGAGGCUAUCCAGUACCGCAAAUUUACAUCCUCAAGUGAUGUCUGGAGCUAUGGCAUUGUGAUGUGGGAGGUCAUGUCCUAUGGAGAGAGGCCCUACUGGGACAUGUCCAAUCAGGAUGUAAUCAAUGCUAUCGACCAGGAUUAUCGUCUUCCACCUCCUCCAGACUGCCCUACUGUUUUGCACCUGCUGAUGCUGGACUGUUGGCAGAAAGAACGGGUCCAGAGGCCCAAAUUUGAGCAGAUAGUCAAUGCUCUGGACAAGAUGAUUCGCAAGCCAUCUGCUCUCAAAGCGACUGGUACAGGAAAUAGCAGACCCUCCCAGCAUCUACUGAGCAACUCACCCCCAGACUUCCCUUCACUCUCGAAUGCCCAUGAAUGGCUGGAUGCCAUUAAAAUGGGCCGUUACAAGGAGAACUUCGACCAGGCUGGCCUGACUACAUUUGAUGUCAUCUCACGCAUGACUUUAGAAGAUAUCCAGCGCAUUGGCAUCAGCCUGGUUGGUCAUCAGAAGAAGAUCCUCAACAGCAUCCAACUCAUGCGGGUUCACCUCAAUCAGCUUGAACCUGUGGAGGUCUGACACAUUGAGCACAGUCCAUUCCCCUUAAAACACCUCGAGAGUCAAAUGAACAUUUUGUUGUCAAAGAGAGACAGAGCAGUCCAUUUCAGGCAUGGUUGGGGGGGGCACAGAAAACAUUGUACUCCACUUCACAGACCAGAGAAAAUUUGUAGAGAUUCUUCGCUUGUUUUUCUUUAUUUUUUUAUUAUAACUUGAAACACUACAAAUCCUGUGUCAUUUAGAGAUGGGUGGAAUUGUACAUUGGGGUGGGGCGGGCUGAUAGUACACAGGGUAGAGCUGAAAAGGUAGCUUUGGAAUUGGAAAUGCACUCACUGCCACUUCAGUGCCAACGUAUGGGAUUGAACCCAUAACAGAAACAGACGUCUCAGAAGAUUGUACUUUGUUUGGACUAGUGGUCUGUAAAUGGCAAAUGUUGAGCUGGAUCAAGCAAAGUCACGUUUAACGUAGUGUUGAGUUGCCAAAAGAGAUCCCUUGAAAGCUUUUGUCCAGCUAGUGGAAUUCAGUGCUGAGAAGAACAACAGGCACCACCACUUUCUUUCCGGCAGUUUGGGCAAACAGACAGAAAGCAAGGCAGUGUGAAUGCUGUCUCAGGCAGUGCAUUUCGGAUGCUGUUCAAGUUGGCAGAGAUGGACAAAUCCAAAUCGUGGGACAGAAUCUAGACCAACACUCUCAAACUUGUGGCCUAUGGGCCACCUACACCUCUCCAAGUCAUUUUCUGUGUCCUGCAACAAUGCUUUGUAGGCAUUGCUGAACAUUUGGCCCAGCAAGGCCAGGCCACUGAGCCCCAAGAAGAGGAGCAGCCUAGCAACUCGCUUCAGCUGGACAACCUCACAAGGUCUGUUGGCAACAGCAGAGCCUGGUGGGCCAGGCUUCCUAGGACACGCCCAGAGUCUCUCUUGCAAGCCGUGCAGUCCUUCUGGGACUCCCAGUGGCUCUUGCAUUCAAUAGGGGGUGCUGUUUCUGAGAUGGUGCCAGACUCUGCUGACAGGAGCAGAAAGGAGGCAAGAUGUAGCCAGGGAAGAGAGGUCAGGGGGCUGGGGCUGGGUGAGGGAGGAAAGGAGGAGAAGGGUUGGAUCUGGCUGCCCUCCUGCAAGGCUCUCUCUGAUGGGCAAAGCAUGGGAAAGACAGAGAGCAAGCAAGCAAGAUUGGAAAGGACAGAGGCAAGGAAAGAGAAGUGAGAAAAAGACCAAAGGAAAGAUUCCCUGUUCAGCAAGGGGAGAGGGGGAAAAAAAAAAAAGCAGGGAUUGGACAGCUCUUAAUGGGAUGGCUUUCCUACUUUAUAUCAUCCUAGGUAUGAUCAUGAAGAAAUAUUGCAUAUCAACGCAGUAAUAAAACCAAAUAUUGGUGUUCUAGUUAAUGAAAAAUGCUGCCAGCUAAGUAGCCAAAGUGAAAUAGCUGUUUCGCAGCACUGUUUCGCAAGUAGCUCUGUUUCACGGUACCUUUUAUAUUUAAUAAAUUUAUGUUUAAUGGCAUAGCGCGAUACUCUUCAUUUUUUACUUUCUAGAUACUUUUGUAUCACGGUAUGACAAGACUUGAAGGUUGAAGCCCUCAAGCUAAUGAACCAGUCCUGUGCGGCACUCAUCAUGAAUUGAGUUUGAGUCCCUGGUCUAGAUGUACCGCAGUUCACUUGAAUGGGAUUGGCACUGGAUAAUUUUGUUGUGUAUUGAGCCCCAUAGUAAUUGGUAAGAGCUUGGGGAGGGCAUUCAGAUUUUUAGUCUUAGGCCCCAAAGCGUUCUGGGCCAGCCAUGGUUUGUGUUGGUCCCCCAAUAGGAUGUCAACAGCCUAGUUCAAAUGAGAGUAGGUAGCAGUACAGUAUGUCUGUCUCUAGAAAGAUGAAAAGUCCUUCUUUCCAAUGUCCAACUGGAUGUGGAGACCACAGAAACUGAAA
Python bivittatus (Burmese python) is the source of this 3537-nucleotide messenger RNA. The record is from RefSeq and is a predicted model, not a curated record. Lineage: Eukaryota; Metazoa; Chordata; Lepidosauria; Squamata; Pythonidae.